UGUGUGUGUUGAGUGAGUUAUCUGCUUGUGAUCCUGCUUUUGUGUAGAUUUAAUAUUGACUAGUUCUGUGUYUGGUUGAUGGUCAAGGUAUGUAUCUGUAGUUACCUGGAGAGACUGGGCCAGGAGUCUGCUCCGGUGGGUUUGGGUUACCUGAGCUUCACCGGCUUGGCAGCGGGACAGCAAUCACCUUUACAAUAGGACAGGGUCCAAAACCUUAUCYUUGUUCUGAGGAACUGUAAAGGCGGUGUGUUUCAAAGAUGUGUGUAGUUCUGUGGAAGUGUUGUCUUGGAGUGGGAGGGGCCAGGAGAGGCACAGGGACAGKGUUGACACAGGUGAGAUAUAAAAGCAGGUGUGUGUGACRGUGUGCAUGUGAGGAUCACACUCACUCGCCUCUCGUCCAUCGGCGUCUGCUGACCAGAGAACAGACUUGGGGAUUAUCGGACAGUUGAUGAGCUUUAGGGCACUGCCAUUGUCCAGGGGAUCAACACACACAGAGGAUAACUUUUGAACUUGGCUGCAGUACAGAUUGUACAGUACAGACAUUUAUAGUACAGGACAGAACUUUGGAACUGUUCUCACUGUGGAUACGCUUGUUGCCAUCUCUCGCACUCAGUCUUCAGCUCUCCAACUGAUGACAACUGCAAGGACUCAGACCACAGAAGAUACGCCUGGAGCUCUGACUGACAUUCACAACUACACCUCAACAACCAGAAACCCUCCUUCAUAACAGCUUAUAAGCUAUCAUAACAACCUGUGGAUCUUCAACAGUUCCUGUUCCAUUCAAACAAGGGAGACCUUGUUUGUGGGAGAACGGAGAGAACCAACCUGCCAGUCUCCACGGGGGGGGGAUCAUGUACGUGCUUUGCACCCUGGUGGUACUGAGUAUCCACAGCCUCUUUAAGAGCCGACACAAGGCCCUGGAGCCCUGCGACAAAGAGGCUGGAGAUGGGGCCACMUUGCCUGUGGACAAGGCCCCUCCGCUGGGGGAGGGAGGCAGGGUAAGGGACCCCGGGCCUGGAGGUCUUGGAGGGGGUGUGGGGCCCAGGGAGAGAGGGAUGACUGUAGCCCUCUCUCAGGAGAAGAGGCAGAGGGCUGUAGACAGGAAGGCUGCAGGCUGCAACUGCACAAACAAACGUAGAGGUGACCGGGAGCUGCGCUGCAGCCAGGGCAGGCUGGGAUGCGGAGGAGGCAGGCUGGACAGCAGAAAACCGGACAGCAGAAAUGUGCCGGACAGCAGAAAACAAUUGCAGCCGGUCCAGAGACCCAGUGCUUUGCUCAGCCCUGCGGUCAUGUUCGGAACAAGAAAGACCUGGGACCUUGGCCACGCCCCCUGUCUGCAGGAGCUCUGGAAGAAAGACGUCUCAUUGGACGCGAGCUCAGUGGACUUCUUGAUGAGUGAUGGUGAGGAGGACUGCUCCUUCCUGUCUCUACCCACAGCCACUUUCCCACAACGUACCGCUCUGACCACUACUGACCAAUUAGAAACCAGCCAGCACAAUCACAACCAACAGCUACUCAUACAGACACUGCAGGAGAAAGUGUGUGAGUUCCAGGCACGUCUGCGACGCGAGGAAGCUUCCCGGUGUCUGCAGCWGCAGAGACCGCAGCAGAGUCACGAACGGAGUCUUCAGGAGAAGACGAACGUCAUACACACUCUACAGGAGGAGCUGCACACAGCACUGCCCAACGGUGUGCGGGCAGUGCAGAGGCUGGCUGAGCCACAGGAGCAUCAGCAGCACAGCAACCGUCUCGUUCAGGAAGGAGAGCAGCUCAUCGCAGCGCUGCGCACACAGGUGGGGGAGCUGGAGGAGAAGCUGCUGGACCAGACGCAGGAGGUGGAGAGACUGCGCUCGGGGGUGGGGGCGACCGACCUGGAGAAGCACCUGGAGCUGCUGGUGGUCGAGAACGAGCGGCUGAAGCAGGAGCUGAAGGCAUGCAAGACCUCACUGCUCCAGGAGGCUCCUCCACCGGCCUGCACAGCCACUGACUGCCCCCACAGCCAGGAUGUGGAGGCCCUGCGUGAGGAGGUGUCUCACUGGGAGAGCCAGGCCAGACCGAGGCAGAGGAGGCUGGCUGAGUUGGAGCAGCAGGUCCUGGAGAAGGCCAGCCGGGCGGAGACGCUCAGCCGACAGCUGGAGGAGUCCAAGCGCCACGRGGGGGAGAUGCAGAGGCAACUGGAGGAGUCCAAGUGUCAGCAGGGGGAGGUGGAGCAGCAGCUGAGCGUCCGGCUCAGAGACUGUGAGGAGGAGCUGGCCAGACAGGCCGCCCGGCCCCAUCAGGUUAAGUAUGUGACUGAGAUAGUGGAGGUGGAGUCGUCAGGGUCUCAGCAGGCGGUAACCGCGGCCCAGGCCAAGAGCGCCACCCUGCAGGAGCAGCUAUCACUGCAGAGACAGCUGCUCCGAGAGCUGGAGACACAGCUGCACGAGUCCCAGAGGACCAGCACCCAGCUCCGAGCUCAGAURCUGGUGUACGAGGGGGAGAUGGAGCGGGCCCAGGGCCAGUUGGAGGCUGAAAUGCAGAACRUGGAGGAAGAGAAGAACAGGGUGAUCGAGGAGGCCUUCAUCAGGGCCGAAAGCGAGAUGAAGGCCGUGCAUGAGAACCUGGCAGGUGUGCGUAUGAACCUUUUGACGCUUCAGCCAGCCCUGCGUACUCUCACCUGUGACUACAACUGUCUGAAGAGACAGGUUCAGGACUUCCCCUUCAUGCUGGGGAAGGCCAUGACCGAGGCCAAGCAGGAGAUCUGCCAGGUGAUAGGCGAGGUGAGCAGUGCCAACCAAGAGCUGCUGAGGAAGUACAAGAGAGAGAUGAACCUGAGGAAGAAAUGCCACAACGAGCUGGUGCGCCUCAAAGGUAACAUCAGGGUGUUCUGUCGGGUGCGGCCGGUGUGCCGGGGGGAGCAUGAUUCUGCCGAAAACAUGGUCAGCUUUGACCCAGAUGACGACGCCCUUCUCUACCUCUCCAACAAGGGCAAACUGAUGACCUUUGAACUGGACAAGGUGUUCCACCCUCAGGCCACGCAGGAAGGGGUGUUCCAGGAGGUCCAGUCCCUGGUGACAUCCUGUAUUGAUGGCUUUAACGUGUGCAUCUUUGCCUACGGACAGACGGGCUCAGGAAAGACGUACACCAUGGAGGGUGUUGCCAAGGACCCGGGCAUUAACCAGAGGGCUCUCAGACUGCUGUUCUCUGAGGUGACUGAGAAAGCACCCGACUGGGACUUCAAGAUCACUGUUAGCAUGGUGGAGAUCUACAACGAAACCCUACGGAACCUUUUGGGGGACAACCAGGGUGAGAAGCUGGACAUCAAGAUGAAUCCAGAUGGUAGCGGUCAGCUCUAUGUGCCGGGCCUCACGGAGUUCACUGUCCAGAGCCCUGAGGACAUCAACAGGGUGUUUGAGCUGGGUCACAUGAACAGGGCCACAGCCUGCACCAAUCUGAACGAACACAGCUCCCGCUCUCACGCCCUCCUCGUCAUCACCGUAGCAGGCGUCAACUCCUCCACCGGGCACCGCACGCAAGGUAAGCUGAACCUGGUUGACCUGGCUGGCUCAGAGCGGAUUGCUAAGUCCGGGGCAGAGGGCAGCCGCCUACGAGAGGCCCAGUGCAUCAACAAGUCCCUGUCGGCCCUGGGUGACGUCAUCAAUGCGCUGCGGAGCCGACACUCCCACGUGCCCUUCAGGAACUCCCGGCUCACCUACCUGCUGUCUGACUCACUGAGCGGGGACAGCAAGACCCUGAUGAUGGUGCAGGUGUCUCCCCUGGUCUGUAACAUGAGUGAGUCGGUGUGCUCUCUGAAGUUUGCCCAGCGGGUCCGGACCAUCGAGCUGGGCAACGCCACCAGGAGACAAUGGGAGAACUCCUCCACCACCUCCUCGCCCACCCACGACAGCGUGGAGCUGGACUCUCCCCCGGUGACUCCCGUGCCCCUCCCUAUCUCCCGGGCCAGCAGUGCCGGCUCCACCCUCUCUGCCUCCUCCAAAACCCCCACCACACGACGGCGGUCUCAGUCCCAGCUCUCUACAGACAGGCUGUUAGGCAGAGCCAGCCCAUUGGUGGGGGACGGUGGGCAGGACGACUGAAACUGUCUGUCUGAAGGCUCCAAUGGAUCCAGAAUGAACCCGGACCCUGACCCAGUCAGCCAUUGGGCCUUCUGAACAGGAGGGUGUUAACCAGCACCUUGACCCACCAAUAGGUUGUUCCCAUCUCCUUCUGCUGAUCUCACUCAGCCAAUGGGUGAGAGAAACUGGACUGAUCAGAUUGAGAGAAUGGUGACAUUUCAUUUAUUGAGCUGUUUGAACAGCAGAGGGAUGAAGAGGGGGCUACGAACUUUGACCCUCAUGGAAGGCCCAUAUCAAGACUCUGUCCCGAUGCUCUAAAAUGGCCUCCAAGUCUCCUUUUCAUUACCACUGAUAGCUGAAAGGAAUGGAUAGGUGUUAAUUUUAGCCAGGACUGUUGUACAGCCCCCCAUAUCUUAACUACGUGUCCUCGUUUAUACCCCUCAAGGAACACAACACACCAGACUGCAAGUGACUACAGGACACACCUGUCUGUCUUCCACACCUGACUAGGGGCCAAAGGGGAGGAGCACCUGAGAGUAACACAGGCCCCUGUCCUAAAAACAACUCUCAUAAAGAAACCCUAUACUCCUCACAGCCCAGAACAACUCCACCCCACCUUUCACACCUUCACCUUUGACCCUUCAACUGGGCCUGUGAUCUAUUCUCCCAUUGGCUAAUGUACUUCCCCACCCCUCGCAAUAACGCCACACCCACACCCUUAGUGCUAACCAAUACCUUCGUCCCAUCAUCCAUUAACAGUAUAGCCCUUUCAAUCACAGUAUUUCUUGGUAAAAAUGCACUUUAAACAAGGCUGAUACCUUCUUGAUGUGUUUUAUAACAAUGCUCCAGUUACGGAUUAUGAUAAUAUGCAUAUACAGUAUAUAUAUCUGUGUGUUUGAGAUGUUUUUUUUUAUCCCUUUAGACUCCAUUGGGGGGGGGGGUUACGAGGAUUUCAUCCUGGUCUCCUUCCACACUUUCUCCCCCUCAUCCAAUCAGGGUAUUCUAUGGAGCUGGGCUUCUUUUGCCCUGUAGGACGUAAGCAAUAAGAGACGUGAGUGCAGAGAGCGUUUAACUUCCUGUGUAGCCGUUUUAGAUUAGAUUUCUCCAGGGCAAUACAGAGCCGCCUCAGCACUGCAUGGAAACGUUCAUGUUGUCGUGUUUGUUGUACCGCGUGAAUAAAGCUAGACGAUUCAAACUCCCUGCCAGACAGGAAAUGCCAUUCCUGUUAUUGGAUGCUGCCGGUUGAAGUUGCACAGAUCUAGGAUUAGUUUAUUCCACCCAAAUUCUAAGGUUAUCCAAUAGGGACACAACACCAAACUGACCCUAGAUCCGCAUCCAGGACAGCUUUAUCCUACUCCCUAUGGCUGACCACAAGCAACCAAUGACAACGGAUCGCCUCACGGAACAGACACUGCUGCCCCUGAGGGAGUAAUCAAGCUUGUGAACUGUGUUUGAAAAUGCAUUGUGUAAAUAGGAAUGCUUUGUACAUUUGAUCAGCUGAUCGAUCAAUACAUGUCAGCUAAUCGACCGUGUGUCUUCAAUGUUAAACCAAUGUUCCCUCCAAUACCAGGAUGUCCGGGGAACAUUGAGGACACGCUGCAUCGUGUUGGUUGUUGAUGGGUAUCUCUACUUGCUUUUGUCUUUGUUGUAGAAACCUACUGCGGCAGUCUUGUUUUUUGUACACCCUUUUUUAAUAAACACUCAAUACGAAAUGAAA
Molecule: messenger RNA, 5772 nt
Organism: Salvelinus sp. IW2-2015
Lineage: Eukaryota; Metazoa; Chordata; Actinopteri; Salmoniformes; Salmonidae
Gene: kifc3
Product: kinesin family member C3
Biological process (GO): microtubule-based movement
Cellular component (GO): microtubule cytoskeleton
Molecular function (GO): ATP binding; microtubule motor activity; microtubule binding
Source: RefSeq, a predicted model, not a curated record